GGGCUCCCCGCGUGCCUCGGAGCGCGCGCCCGAGCCCGUCCCCGCCGCAGGGAGCGGUUUGGAUCGGCUGUGCCCGGCGCGGGCAGGCGCGGGAGGACGCGUCCGGGACCCAGGCGCGAGCGGACGGGCGGCGAGGCGUGCCCGGCUCUGGCUUCGGGACCUCAGGGCCGCCGAGCCCCGCGCGCUCGGCCGGAAAGUUCUGCGGGCGCCACCGGGAGCGGCGCGAGGCCCGGGAAGGAAAUAGAGAAAUCUUUGAGGACUUGGUCUAAAUCAGGAGGCCAGAUGAGCUUAAGGAAACUGGUGCUGAAUCCGUAGAUUUUCGGCUCUGUGCCCACUAAACCCCUCGUCAUGCCAGCUUCAGCAUAUCCUGCUCUGUGAGGAGUAAGCAGCAUUCGGUGAUGGAAAAGCAAAGGACUCCGGUACUGGCUUCGGUGUCAUCUAAACUGAACUGACAAGGGAGGCAGAGAGUACAGCCAUGGAAAAGAAUUCAAGUUUGUGGAAGAGCCUGGUGGCUGAGCACCCAGUCUGCACGGCCUGGAAGCAAGAGGCCGAAGGCGCCAUUUACCACCUCGCCAGUAUCUUGUUUGUAGUAGGUUUUAUGGGUGGCAGUGGGUUCGUCGGGCUCCUUUACGUCUUCAGUCUGCUGGGGUUGGGUUUCCUGUGUUCCGCGGUCUGGGCGUGGGUAGACGUCUGCGCUGCUGACAUAUUUUCCUGGAAUUUUGUGCUGUUUGUGAUCUGCUUCAUGCAGUUUGUUCACAUUGCAUAUCAAGUUCACAGCAUAACGUUUGCCCGAGAAUUCCAGGUACUGUACAGCUCGCUUUUCAAGCCCCUCGGGAUCCCUUUGCCGGUCUUCAGAACGAUUGCUCUCAGCUCUGAAGUGGUUUCUCUGGAAAAGGAGCACUGUUAUGCCAUGCAAGGGAAGACCUCCAUUGAUAGACUCUCCAUGCUUGUCUCCGGAAGGAUCAGAGUGACGGUUGAUGGCGAAUUUCUGCACCACAUCUUCCCCUUUCAGUUCCUGGAUUCUCCGGAGUGGGAUUCUCUAAGACCCACAGAGGAAGGCAUUUUUCAGGUAACCCUCACAGCGGACACUGAUUGUCGGUAUGUGUCUUGGAGGAGAAAGAAACUAUACCUGCUCUUCGCUCAGCACCGCUACAUCUCCCGCCUGUUUUCUGUGUUGAUUGGCAGCGACAUUGCAGAUAAACUCUAUGCCUUGAAUGACAGGGUAUACACUGGAAGAAAACAUCACUAUGAUAUCCGGUUACCCAACUACUAUCAAAUGUCAAGUCCAGACUUGUCCAAAUCACCCCUAAGGGAACAGUUUCGCAAUUCCAGACAACACUGUAACAAAUGACAUCAAAACCUGAAGCUGUGUGAUUACUAUGAAAAAGACUUCAUCAUUCCUCAGCCCAGUUAGCACACUGAUAUUUUUAUAACUUAAAUUCAAAGUCUAGAUGUCAUUGACAGCUGUUUGAUUGAAUGUCACUUCUGCACUGCAAAUAAAAUUUACAAAUUUUCUUGUAUUCCAUGUUCUUAUAAUGAGAUAGGAAGAUGAGUAAUGACGGGCAGUUUGCCCUUUUUUUCCGCAUCAGAACUGAGAGAAUGGAAUUUCACGUUCUCCAAUAUUUCCUCAAACAUGCCUCAAACAUGCCGUCUUGUACUGUUGGCCCAGGAGAAGCACUUAGCGAAUGUUCUUAACAUGAGAGCAGGUUGCCACUGUCCACAGACCCACUUCGAGAAU
Chionomys nivalis (European snow vole) is the source of this 1738-nucleotide messenger RNA. RefSeq names its product popeye domain containing 3 (gene Popdc3). The transcript is spliced from 4 exons. Lineage: Eukaryota; Metazoa; Chordata; Mammalia; Rodentia; Cricetidae. The coding region runs from base 476 to 1351 and encodes 291 amino acids. Gene Ontology annotation, cellular component: sarcolemma. The record is from RefSeq and is a predicted model, not a curated record. Gene Ontology annotation, molecular function: cAMP binding.